AUAUCUAAAACGAACCAAAAAAAAAAAAAAAAACUCAAAAUUUUCCUUCAAGCGAAACCAGAAGAAACGGAAAAAUGGACGCAAUUGACUCAGUAUUCGAUCCGCUGAGAGAGUUCGCUAAGGACAGUGUGCGUCUUGUCAAGAGAUGCCACAAGCCCGACCGCAAAGAAUUUACGAAGGUGGCGUUCCGUACAGCGAUCGGAUUCGUUGUUAUGGGAUUCGUAGGAUUUUUCGUCAAGCUCAUCUUUAUCCCUAUUAACAACAUUAUUGUUGGAUCCAGUUAGGUCUGCUUUGUGUUACUGACUUACAGGAUGGAUGGGAAAUGGUAGAAUUUUUCAGCAGAGAGAGAAAAGAAAAGAAAGAACUGCAUGAUUAGAUUGAGAGCUACAUCAUCAGAGUUCCAGAAGUAAUUUCAAUUUAGACUUGGGUUUUCUUUAUAUUCGGUUUUGUUGGAAAUGGUUUAGUUUUUAGUGUUGUAAUAGAAUCCUGUUGAAGCCAGUUCAACCUUCGACUUUUGGUCCAAUGAAUUAUAUAUAUGUUUCAUGCUCA
This is a messenger RNA of Durio zibethinus, 549 nucleotides long. Its product is annotated as protein transport protein Sec61 subunit gamma-like. The record is from RefSeq and is a predicted model, not a curated record. Lineage: Eukaryota; Viridiplantae; Streptophyta; Magnoliopsida; Malvales; Malvaceae. Gene Ontology annotation, cellular component: membrane. Gene Ontology annotation, biological process: intracellular protein transport; protein targeting. Gene Ontology annotation, molecular function: transmembrane protein transporter activity.